Messenger RNA from Gallus gallus (chicken), 2672 nucleotides. It is a transcript of the gene XPNPEP1, whose product is annotated as X-prolyl aminopeptidase (aminopeptidase P) 1, soluble. The transcript has 21 exons. The record is from RefSeq and is a predicted model, not a curated record. Bases 364 to 2235 code for a protein of 623 amino acids. NCBI's taxonomy places the organism in Eukaryota, Metazoa, Chordata, Aves, Galliformes, Phasianidae. Gene Ontology annotation, molecular function: metalloaminopeptidase activity.
GGCGGCGCACGUGGGCGCUGACGUCGUGGUGGGGCCGGCGGGCGGGACGGCGGCAGGUGAGGGUGAUGGGGGCGGCCGGGCCCGGCCCGAGCGCGGCGGCGGGCAGCAGGAGGGGCCUGGGCGGGCCGGAGCACGGCGCGGCCCCCUCAGCCGCCCUCGCCGUGUCGUGUCUGUCAGCCGCGGCCUGUGGAGGCCGGGAGGGCCGCAGCUCAGGUGCUGCAUGUCUUCCUGGAGCCGGCCUGCGCCCCGGGGGCUGACUGGCACGUUCCUAAGGCUGAGCAAGUUGCCGAAUGGUGUUUGGUGUGAGGGGAGGCAAGAGGAGUCUGGACGUGGGGAGCAGCGUGGGCAGUUUCAGGUGGGAAGAUGAGUCCAAAAAUUACAACAGAACUGCUGAAGCAAUUGCGGCAGGUUAUGAAGAGUCCCAGGUAUGUCCAGGAGCCUGUACAAGCCUACAUAGUGCCCUCCGGAGAUGCCCACCAGAGCGAGUACAUUGCACCCUGUGAUUGCAGACGGGCAUUCAUCUCGGGCUUUGAUGGCUCUGCAGGUACUGCCAUUGUGACUGAACAGCAUGCAGCCAUGUGGACAGAUGGACGCUACUUCCUGCAGGCAGCAAAUCAAAUGGAUAACAACUGGACACUCAUGAAAAUGGGUCUGAAAGAUACACCAACUCAGGAAGACUGGCUGGUGAGUGUCCUCCCAGAAGGCUCGAAGGUGGGAGUGGACCCUUCCAUAAUUCCAGCUGACCAGUGGAAGAGGAUGUCCAAAGUCUUGAGAAGUGCUGGCCACGAUCUUGUACCUGUCAAAGAAAACUUGAUUGAUACAAUCUGGACAGACCGUCCUCAGCGGCCCUGCAAGCCUCUCAUUGUGCUAGACCUGAGUUACACAGGGGUCAGCUGGAGAGAUAAAAUUGUAGCCCUCCGUUCAAAAAUGGCUGAGAGGAAAGUCGUGUGGUUUGUGGUAACAGCUUUGGAUGAAGUAGCAUGGCUUUUCAACCUCCGAGGCUCUGAUGUUGAAUACAAUCCUGUGUUUUUUGCAUACGCCGUCAUAGGAAUGAACACAAUCAGGCUCUUCAUUGAUGGUGACCGAAUGAUGGACCCAGCUGUGAGGGAGCAUUUACAGCUUGACAGUACCCUGGAACCAGAAUUUAAAAUCCAAGUGAUGCCUUACAGAUCUAUUCUGACGGAACUGCAGGCCGUUGGUGCAGGCCUCUCACCCAAAGAGAAAGUGUGGCUCAGUGACAAAGCCAGCUAUGCUCUAACUGAGGCCAUUCCUAAGGCUUACCGGUACCUCACCCCGUAUACCCCCAUCUGCAUUGCAAAAGCUGUGAAGAAUGCAUUGGAAACAGAAGGCAUGAGAAGAGCACAUAUUAAAGAUGCUGUUGCCCUGUGUGAGCUCUUUAACUGGCUGGAGAAAGAGGUUCCAAAGGGAACAGUGACAGAAAUAAUUGCUGCAGACAAAGCAGAGGAAUUUCGCAGCCAACAGAAAGACUUUGUUGAAUUGAGUUUUGCUACUAUAUCAAGCACUGGUCCAAAUGGAGCCAUCAUUCACUACAAGCCAGUUCCUGAGACCAACAGAACGCUGUCUGUCAACGAGAUCUACCUCCUGGACUCAGGAGCACAGUACAAAGAUGGUACAACAGAUGUGACCAGAACAAUGCAUUUUGGCACACCGUCAGCCUAUGAAAAGGAAUGCUUCACCUAUGUCCUGAAGGGACACAUAGCUGUGAGUGCAGCCAUAUUCCCAAAUGGAACCAAAGGUCACCUUCUAGAUUCCUUUGCCCGUUCUGCCUUGUGGGACUGUGGUUUGGAUUACCUGCACGGGACAGGACAUGGAGUUGGCUCUUUCCUAAAUGUGCAUGAAGGCCCUUGUGGAAUUAGCUACAAAACCUUUGCAGAUGAGCCCUUGGAGGCUGGCAUGAUCGUCUCUGAUGAGCCUGGGUACUACGAGGAUGGGUCCUUUGGGAUUCGAAUAGAAAAUGUUGUCCUUGUGAUCCCUGCUGAAACCAAGUACAAUUUCAAAAACAGAGGAAGCCUGACUUUUGAACCCUUAACGCUGGUUCCAAUUCAGACGAAAAUGAUUGAUGUUAGUUUGCUGACCCAAAAAGAGUGUAACUGGGUGAAUGAUUAUCAUCAAAAGUGCCGGGAAGUGAUUGGAGCAGAGCUGGAGAGGCAAGGUCGGCAUGAAGCUCUUCGAUGGCUCAUCCGGGAGACAGAGCCUUUAAUCAGAGUUCAGUAGCACUGCGGUUGUCUUUGGUACGUGGAACAUCAGGACUGCUUGGUGUCACAUCAAUCUACGUCUUCUUGGCCCUUGAUACCACUGGGAGAAAGUUCUUCAGUAAACCUUUGGAAGUCAGGAGGGGGGGAUUUUGUUUAGUGUUUUUCCCAAUAUGUGCGGGUAAUGGGAGGGAAGGAAGGGUUACUGCCUCAACAUUUUUUGAGGGGGAGGGGAAGGUUGAGAAUAGAAAGCAAAUAAAAUACACGAGCAUGUUGCCUUUGAAAUGGAGGAUCUUGAAAUAAUGGUUGUAAGAGACAAUACUGGAAUAUUUUAUAUGGUCUGUUUUUUUCACUGUGAAAACUCAGUAUUUUUACAUACUUGGGUUCCAGUUGCUAAGAUUCUACCCACACAGCAGGACUGAUUACUGAAUAAAAGUUUCCAACCUGUUACUCACUUUA